AUGAUUGAUUUUGAAUCAUUAAUUGAAUUUGAAGAAUCUUUAUGUAUUGGAUACUUAAAUGAUCAUAAAAUAUUAUUAAAUAAUUUAUCAUUAAAAAUUGAACAUUUAAGAUCAAAUGAAGAAGAUCAUAUAGAAAUUUCAUUAAAUGAAGAAGGGAGUGAAGAUGAAGAAGAAGAUGAUAUUACACUGAUACAGAGUAAUAUUGAAAUAGAAAAUAAGGACAUUAUUACAGAAUUAAAACAGACAAUUGAUUUAUAUGACAUUACAAAAGAUGAAUUCCUAACUUGUAUAGAUUGUGGAAAUCAUUUAAAUAUUCCAAUUUUAACUAAACCAUGUUGCAUAUCUUACAAAGAAUACACUCAAAAUCUACUACGAAACAAAAAUUCAUUAGAUUAUAAAUAUUGGUUAUCAUUUAUUGAUAAUCCAACAAGAACAAUAAAUUCAUUACCUUAUUUAACAGAAUUUUAUUUAAAAAAUAAAUUACCACAAAAUUUAAGAUCUUCAAUUUGGAUAAAAUUAUAUUUAUUAAAUUUAAACAAAAUCCCCAACUCCAUUAAUUUUAUUUUUAAAAAUUUUCAACAUUCAUAUAAUUUAGAAAUUUCAAAUCAAAUUUCAAAAGAUUUGAAAAGGACAUUCCCUAAUUUAAUUUUUUUUCAAAAUCAAAAAACAAUUGAUGAUUUAACUAUUGUUUUAAAUUUAUAUUCAAAUUAUGAUUUAGAAUUAGGUUAUUGUCAAGGCUUGAUAUUUCUUGUGGGGAUAAUAUAUUAUAAUUUAAAUCAAUCUUCAAAAUUAACUUUCUUUGCAUUGACUAAUAUAAUGGAAAUUGAAAAAGAAUUACAUGAAAUAUUUACAUCAAAUAAGAUGAAAAGUACGCUAAAUUUAUGGUUUUUACAAUUCUUGAGAAUCUUGAAAGAAGUGAAUUUAGAAAUUUAUGAAUUUUUUAAACAAGAUUUUAAAAUUAUGAAAAUUUUCCUUUUCCAAUGGUGGUUAUCAUUUUUAAGUUCUCAUAUACCUUAUAAUGGAUCAAAUAUUAUAAAUUUAAUAAUGGAUUUUUGUCAUUUUCAAAGUUGGAAAAUUGGUAUAUUUAAGUUGAGUUUGGGAUUAUUAAUUAUAAAUAAAGAAUUACUAUCAAAUUUAGAUUUUAACAAAGAUGAAGAAAUUAUAUUACAAUUUUUGUUAAAUGAAGAUAAAUGGAAUUCAGUAUUGAAAAAUAUUGAUGGGUUUUUUGGUGAAUUAUUAUUUUCUUGGGAUGAUAAUUUAUUUUUAAAUUUACCUAAUGAAUUUAAUAAAUUUGAAAAUUCCUUAAUUAAUGAUGAUAUCGAUAAUGAUGAAAUAGUAAAUAAGUUAAAUCCACAACAACGUAAAUUACCAAUACUAUCAAGUAUAAAAGCAAUAUCACAAAUUUUUAAACAACAACAACCAAAAAUAUAUAAAAGAGAAAGAUCAAAUACAACUACAUCUUCAAUUAUAUCAACAAUUUCAACAAAUUCUUCAAAUACUUCAAUCACCAACAAUAAUAAUUCAAAAUUAUCUUUAUUUUCAAACACGUUUAAAAAUUUUAAAAUUGAUUCAAAUAAUUCAAUAUAUUCUACUCAGCAAGAAAUUCAAAAAGAUAGUGAAAAUUUAGAUAAUGAAAUUGAUUUAUUAACCAUUGAAAAUGAAAAAUUAAAAAAUUUAUUAAGACAAUCUUAUUUUAUGAUCAAUAACAGAAAUAAUGGUAUCGAUGAAUUUAAUGUUAAAUGUUUAAGUGAUGAAAUUGGAAAAGUUUUAGAUGUUUGA
Messenger RNA from Lodderomyces pseudojiufengensis, 1779 nucleotides. RefSeq names its product TBC domain-containing protein. The record is from RefSeq and is a predicted model, not a curated record. The transcript has a single exon. Bases 1 to 1779 code for a protein of 592 amino acids. NCBI's taxonomy places the organism in Eukaryota, Fungi, Ascomycota, Pichiomycetes, Serinales, Debaryomycetaceae.